AUGCUAACAAAUUGGUACAGAGGUUUCUUUUCUUUUUUUUGCAGAAAUAUGAAAAGAACAAAACAAAGUCAUCCGCACAACAUCGGCCAUCUCUCUAUGAUUCACUCUCGCCGGCGACUUCAUCACCUUCGACGACAACACCUCGAAGCUACGACGCGGACAACUGAAGCUCCAGCCGCACCCUAUCUCCACAGACUUCACGCGUACAGACCGCCUUGCCGUUCAACCAGCUUCGGCCUUCCUCACAUCGCGAUUGCAACACCGGCCGAUCUCGCUGCACGACACCAUGAACAACCAGCCAACGCUCUACUCAACGUCUGA
Molecule: messenger RNA, 321 nt
Organism: Vicia faba (fava bean)
Lineage: Eukaryota; Viridiplantae; Streptophyta; Magnoliopsida; Fabales; Fabaceae
Source: the annotation of a GenBank genome assembly